GGUACAGUCCAAAGUGUUCCAAAAAUUCAAGAUGUCAGCCUCCUGGAGCAACAUGAAAGUGAUUUAUGAUAGAAUCGGCUUAAAAUUGUACAAAACUAUAGCAUUUAAAGAUAUCUACCACAUUGUUAAAUUCCGAAGUUAUUGUGCAACAAGUGCUCCACAAAGUGCUGAUAGUGGUAAGAAACAAUAUAUAGCCACAGAUUACACAUGUCCUACUGCACCAGGGGAUAAGAAAGACACAACAUGUGAACUACCAGCAGCUUAUAACCCCCAGUAUGUGGAGGCAGCAUGGUAUGAAUGGUGGAUGAAGCAAGGUUACUUCUCCCCUAAAGAAGGAGUGGAUAAAUCAAAGAAGUUUGUUAUAUGCCUACCUCCACCAAAUGUAACGGGAACUCUUCAUCUUGGCCACGCUCUUACAUGUGCUGUACAAGAUGCUAUUGUUAGAUGGCAUCGUAUGAGGGGGUAUGAGACUCUAUGGAUACCUGGUUGUGAUCAUGCUGGGAUAGCUACACAAGUAGUUGUGGAGAAACAGCUGUGGAAGGAGGAGAAAAAGACGAGGCACGACGUUGGCAGAGAAGAAUUUCUACGACGUGUUUGGAAAUGGAAAGAGAGUAAAGGUGAUACCAUAUAUGAACAAAUGAAGAAAAUGGGGGCAUCUCUAGAUUGGGAAAGAGCUUGUUUUACUAUGGACAAGAAAAUGAGUGCAGCUGUCGCUGAAGCAUUUGUGAGACUACAUGAUGAGGGUCUGAUAUACAGAUGUGAUAGACUAGUGAACUGGUCAUGUGAACUGAAGUCAGCUAUUUCUGAUAUAGAGGUAGAGAAUGUCGAUGUAAAAGGGCCGACUAGAUUAUAUGUUCCUGGUUACAGUAAGCCUCAAGUGUUUGGAGAGAUGGCUUCUUUUGAUUACCCAGUUCUUAAUUCAGAUGAGAAGAUCACAGUGUCAACAACUCGUUUGGAGACAAUGCUGGGUGAUACAGCUGUGGCCGUCCACCCGGAGGACCCUCGGUAUAAACAUCUGCACGGACAGUUUGUCCAGCAUCCACUAGAUGAUAGACGUAUUCCUAUAAUAUGUGAUGAUUAUGUGGACAUGAACUUUGGCACAGGUGCAGUCAAGAUCACGCCAGCACAUGACAAUAAUGAUUAUAACAUCAGUGUCCGUCAUAAACUACCUUUAAUAAACAUUAUCAAUGACACAGGGGAAAUGGAAAACGUUCCCGAGGCAUUUAUAGGGCUGAAGAGAUUUGAUGCAAGGAGAGCAGUUGCUAAGGCGUUGGACAAGAAAGGAUUAUAUAAAGGGAGGAAACCUCAUUCAAUGGUGUUACCUAUAUGUAGUAGAUCUAAAGAUGUGAUUGAACCAAUAUUAAAGGCACAGUGGUAUAUAAAUUGUGAAGAUAUGGCACUAAAUGCAGUGAAAGUAGUAGAGAAUGGGGAUUUGACCUUCACACCUGACUAUUAUAAAAAGAUUUGGUAUGAAUUCCUGAAAGAUGAAAAGUCAAGGGACUGGUGUAUAUCACGACAGAUAUGGUGGGGGCAUAGGAUACCUGCUUACAAAGUUAUUCAGAAAACUAAUCAGAGAACAAGUGAUGAGUUAUGGGUCAGUGCCCACACAGAACAUGAUGCCUACAUCAAAGCUGAGAAACUGUUUUCAUUAAAUCCAAAUGAGUUCACACUUCAACAAGAUGAAGAUGUAUUGGACACAUGGUUUUCAUCAGCUUUGUUCCCAUUCUCUGUACAUGGCUGGCCAAAUCAGACGACAGAUUUAUUGAAGUUCUAUCCCAGCAACCUCUUAGAAACAGGAAGUGACAUAAUAUUCUAUUGGGUUGCCAGGAUGGUGAUGUUGGGACAGAAAAUGACUGGACAACUUCCCUUCUCAAAAGUUUUAUUACAUGGUAUACUGCGAGAUGCACAGGGAAGAAAGAUGAGUAAAUCUCUGGGAAAUGUUAUUGAUCCAAUGGAUGUGGUCCAUGGAAUAUCAUUAAAUGAUUUAAACAAGCAGGUAGAGCAGAGUAACCUUGACCCCAAAGAGGUAGAGGUUGCUAAGAAAGGUCAGCAGAAAGAUUUUCCUGAAGGGAUACCUGCCUGUGGUACAGAUGCCCUCAGAUUUGCUCUAUGUUCUUAUAACUUUAAAGAUCCUGAAAUUAACAUGAACAUUUCUCAUGUACAAAGUUAUCGUAAUUUUUGUAACAAGAUUUGGCAAGGAUACAGGUUUGUGGCGGACAAGAUAGGGGAUGAAUACAAGUCAACAAUAGAUCUUAAGACUCACACUAUAAAAAGUCCUGUCAACAGAUGGAUGCUAAGUCGACUAAGUCAUUUAGUGUUAAAAUGUGAGGAAAACUUCGCCAGCUAUGAUUUACACCAUGUAACACAAUCCCUUUAUAGUUUCUGGUUUACAGAUUUCUGUGAUGUAUAUCUGGAAUUUUCAAAACAAGUAUUCCAGUCGGAAGAUGACGACAGUAAAUCCACGGUACAAGAAAUUCUCUACCUAUGUACUAGCACAUAUAUGCGUGCAAUAAGUCCGUUUAUGCCAUACUUGUCGGAGGAGCUAUACCAGAGGCUUGAACCAGGAGCUGACAGUGUUUGUGUGGCACAGUAUCCGGCAACAGAUAACUAUAGAUGGUAUAAUGAAGAAUUAGACAGGGAGAUGGAAGUAGUUAGAGAUAUACGUAGAGUCACAUUAUCUCUAGCCCAGACAUUUAACUUGACCAAGAAACAUGCGGAAGUAUAUAUACAAUCAAGUCCUGCCCACUGUGAUAUGUUUAGACAAUAUAUGACUGUGUUUAAUGCACUGUUAAGGGUGAAGUCACUACAGUUGGUCAGUGAUGGUGGAUCUAUACCAUUAGGCUGUAUACAUAGAGAGAUAACACCAGAAAUAACUGUACAUCUUAAACUACAGGGCUCGAUUGAUCAUUCAGCUGUGUUAGAAAAGUUUGAGAAGAAAGUAGCCAGUUUACAGAAGAAACUUGAUGGUAUAGAGAAAAAAGUUGGAAAGGCAGCUGACAAAGAUAAAAGUGCUUAUAAAAAGAUUGAUUCAUACAGGAGUGAGCUCGAGGUCUUUCAGAAUUAUAUAGACACUUUAAAAUCAUUUGAUGAAAAUGGAAGAUAAAAAAUAAACCAAUGUAUAGAUAUAUUAGCUAAUGUGUAGUUUGACUGGGGGAUCAAUAUUCAAGAGAUGUGAAAACUCAAAAGGGAGGCCAUAAAAAACCUUUGCAAAAGGUUGGUUUCGUGCAAAAGGCCAAGUAACUUUUCAUCAGGUCUGGUUCCCAGCAGUGCCAUUUACACUCCUCCGAAUUUCGAACAAAUUGGACAAAACAUAAAUCAGAGGAAACU
Molecule: messenger RNA, 3327 nt
Organism: Ruditapes philippinarum (Manila clam)
Lineage: Eukaryota; Metazoa; Mollusca; Bivalvia; Venerida; Veneridae
Product: valine--tRNA ligase-like
Exons: 24
Coding region: 32-3103 (1023 amino acids)
Biological process (GO): valyl-tRNA aminoacylation
Cellular component (GO): cytosol
Molecular function (GO): aminoacyl-tRNA deacylase activity; ATP binding; valine-tRNA ligase activity
Source: RefSeq, a predicted model, not a curated record